UUACAGUUGUGUCCUGACACUUCCAAGCGGUUGGAUGCUGCAUAUGAAUUUGGAACAACAUAUGACCAAAAUUGUGAGUUGUCUGUGUCCAAGAUCCUCCAUGACUUUCCAGAACCCGUCUUUUAUGAUGUGUAUCUCUCCUACCGUGGAAGUGACAGUCAGCAGUACAUAUGGCCUGUACCUGUCCUAAACCUUAACCUCCAGUACAAUGACCAGUUUGUCAAUUUAGGAAACAAUGUUAACAACUGGCUGCUGACUCGUCGAAUAUUUUUGGUUGACACCCUAAGUGGACGAGAAAAUACUCUAAGCAGUUCACCUCGUGUGAUUCGUAUCGCAUCUAAAAUCACCAUCAGCAUCAGCCUGGUUCCUGGCACCCACAGAGGAACAGUUUACCCCCCACUCAUGACUGUGGAAUACGCAGAUAUACAAGUACAAAAUCCAGAAAGCCAGACUGUGAAGGUUUUCUUCUCUGUUCAGUAUGAAAUGAAUCAGGCAGAUUCUGUCACCCAGACAGAUGUGGCAUUAGGUGUGCUUGGUGGGCUGGCUGUGCUGUGGUCCCUUCUCAAAACUGCAGCUUGGAAAAGACGGAUAGGUAGCCAGGUCAUUGACUUGCAGACUGUGAUUCAGUUCUUAGUUAUAUAUGCUGGAGUUCUGGCCAAUGUGUUUUUUGCUGUGACCGUGGGGACUGGUGUUUACUGGCUUCUUUUGUUCAAAGGUCAGCAAUAUGUCUCUGUGCUACUGCCUCUACCCAGUGAUGAAAAAGACUUUAUAACUUAUGUAUCAUGUGCAUUUGUUUUGAAGGCCCUUCAGUUUUUGCACACUCUUAUCUCUCAGCUGACCAUUGAUAUUUUCUUCAUUGACUGGGAAAGACCCAAAAACAGAACCUUAAAAUCAGAAGGUGAGGGUGGUGUGAAGAGUGGUCCUGCACCUGUCAGUAUCUGGAGAUCUUACUUCAUUGCAAAUGAAUGGAAUGAAAUCCAGACAGUGCGCAAGAUCAACCCCCUCUUUCAAGUUUUCAUUGUACUCUUCUUUCUAAAGAUUGUUGGUUUUGAAAACCUGGCAUUACGGGAUUCAUCUUCAAGUCUCUCCAGAGAUCCACAAGAUUACAGAGCCCCAUGGAGUUGUAUUCUGCGUUAUGGUGUGACUUCUGCAUUGUGGCUUGGCUUUGGCUGUUUACAGAUUCUGUUUUUUUCUGGAAUUUAUGAAAGAUUUGUGGAAGACAAGAUCCGACAGUUUGUUGAUUUAUGUUCAAUGAGUAAUAUUUCAGUGUUCAUUUUGUCCCACAAACGCUAUGGUUACUAUGUUCAUGGCCGCUCAGUCCAUGGGCAUUCUGACACCAACAUGGAGGAGAUGAACAUGAAUCUAAAGAGGGAAGCAGAGAACAUGUGUAGUCAGAGAGGGCUACAACCAAACUCCGAUAUUCAGACUUUUCAGAUCUCUAUAUCUGGCAGACUCCGAACCCAGUUUGACCGGAUACACAGCAACUUAACAAAGAAUCAUGGACCUUCGCGCUUUCUUCAGAAUUCGCCAACUGCAUCUGAACAGAGCACAAAGGCUUAUCACACCAUGAAUAAAUUCCUCAGUGCCUUCAUUGACCAUUCCUUCAAAGACAUGGAUUACUUUGUGAAAGACAAACUGCUUUUGGAGCGAGUGCUCAGCAUGGAGUUCAUGGAGCCAAUGGACAGAAGUAUCUUCUAUAAUGAUGAAAAUCAUUCCUUCAGUGAUGUUCUCUUCUACGGUCAUGAAUCAACACUAAUCAUCUUUGAUACUCUGUUUUUCUGCAUUGUUGAUAUCAUGUCACAAAACUUUGUUCUGGCUGCAGUCAUCACAUACCUGCAGCAAGAGUGUUUCCGUCACAUCCGUGGGGCUGCAGGACAGAAGAACCUGGCGUCCAAAACUCUAAUAGAUGAAAGAUUUCUGAUAUGA
This is a messenger RNA of Staurois parvus, 1926 nucleotides long. Lineage: Eukaryota; Metazoa; Chordata; Amphibia; Anura; Ranidae. The record is from the annotation of a GenBank genome assembly.